Messenger RNA from Sardina pilchardus (European sardine), 3276 nucleotides. RefSeq names its product transporter associated with antigen processing, subunit type t, teleost specific (gene tap2t). Gene Ontology annotation, molecular function: ATP hydrolysis activity; MHC protein binding; ATP binding. Gene Ontology annotation, biological process: antigen processing and presentation of endogenous peptide antigen via MHC class I; oligopeptide export from mitochondrion. The transcript has 11 exons. NCBI's taxonomy places the organism in Eukaryota, Metazoa, Chordata, Actinopteri, Clupeiformes, Clupeidae. The record is from RefSeq and is a predicted model, not a curated record. The coding region runs from base 370 to 2532 and encodes 720 amino acids. Gene Ontology annotation, cellular component: endoplasmic reticulum membrane; mitochondrial inner membrane; TAP complex.
AAUGUAACAAUUAUCCGUUCCUGCAUUCAGCCAGUGGAAAUGGUAGCUAAACGCUCUUCUGUUUUACAUCAGUGCUAUCUUGAAAUUAACCUCCAUAUGUUUCAGAACUGUUUUAAUGCGUGCAUAGGCGAGCCCAAAUAGUGUUUAUGGGUGAUCUUCAGCAAUAUCACCGGUGCAAUUCUCGAAUGGCAUGUGUUGACUAGCUAGUGUAGCGUGUGCCGUGCCAGCAUAGAGAUCAUUCGAAUAUUAUGUUCUAGUAUUCAUGCAGAAGGUCGCGCUUCUUAGGACCAUUAUUGUUUUCUCUGCAUUUGUCUUGUAGGACUAGACUAUCGAGUGUGAUUGGUAGUCUAUUCUCCAUUUCCGUGAACAAUGUCGGGGACACUUGCACAAACGAUGAAACCAUAUGUGUUUCUUCUGACUUUUGACGCUUUUCUGUGGCUAUUAGUUUGGCUUUUCGUCGUGAGUUUAGGUGUCACAAACAGCGUCGGUGUUACAUGGCUGUGGUGUUACAGGCUGGUAAGUUGGGGUAUACUCCACCAUUUGGCGCUGUUGUUCAGUGAGGAGAAUGGGCAGCAGACGGCGCUCUUGCGAUGGGUUGCAGCACUGUGUCUCCUCUCCCCCACUUACGAGACUGUAAAGACUUUGGUUCCAUUCAUCCCACAUAACAACUGCCCUGUUCCCGAUGUCGGGAUGGUGGCCCUGUGUGCAGCGGCCGCAAGCAUGGCAAGUCUGUUGUGGGAGUGGGUUUCCUCGGACAAGGCGAAGGGUGAUAGCGGAAAGGAGGAUAAGAAACAAAAGGCUCGGGCACUGCUUAUGAGGGUGGUAGGUUAUUCAUCUCCAGACUACCUUCACCUGGGAGCUGCCUUCUUUUUCCUCACCUUGACAGCUCUGGGGGAGACUUACAUUCCAAUAUAUAUUGGGCAAGUGAUUGAUAUUUUAAGUGGCACCUAUGAUCAUAACAGCUUCCUCUGGGCGAUUUGCUACAUGGGUCUGUUCUCAGUGGGCAGUUCUCUAUUUGGAGGCCUACGUGGGGGUAUGUUCAUGUGUAGCCUCUGUCGAAUGAACAAGAGGAUACGACACAUGCUCUUUGAGAACCUGAUGCAGCAAGAGAUUACCUUUUUUGAGGAAAACAAGCCAGGUAGCCUUGCCUCACGGCUCAUCUCGGACACCGAUAAGAUGGGCCGCUCGGUGGCCAUGAACGUGAACGUGCUCCUGCGCAGCCUGGUGAAGACCGCAGGCAUGCUGUGGCUCAUGCUGGGCCUCUCCUGGCAGCUCACGCUGCUGGCCUGCGUGGAGAUGCCCCUGACGGCCCUGCUGCAGAACUCCUACAACACGCUCUCACAGGACCUGUCCCAGCAGCUGCAGGACUGCCAGGCGGAGACGCGGGAGCUGGCCGGCGAGGUCCUCGGGGCGGUGCGCACGGUGCGGAGCCUCCACGCCGAGCGGCAGGAGAUGGGCCGCUACCAGGAGGCCCUCGACAAGAUGUUCAACAUCAAGAAGCGCAAAGGCAUCUACAGCGCCUUUCAUCUGCUGCUCAGGAGGACGGUGACCGUUGGAAUAAAGGUCCUGAUGCUGCUCCAGGGGCGAGCCCUCAUCUCCUCCCAGCAGCUCAGCAUGGGGAGCCUGCUCUCCUUCGUCCUCUAUCAAAAAGACAUGGCCACCAAUAUGAAGCACCUGGUGUAUAUCUACGGAGACAUGCUGAACACGGUGACGUCAUCUGUCAAAGUCUUCCAGCUCCUCGACAGGAAGUCCAGCAUGAAGGAGGAGGGCUCGUUGGCACCUGAACAACUGGAGGGCAAACUAGCUUUCGACAAGGUCACUUUCUCAUACCACUCUCGCCAGAAUGUCCAGGCGCUGAAGAAUGUGACGCUGGAGAUAGCGGCGGGGCAGAUGACGGCGCUGGUGGGGCUCUCUGGCGGGGGGAAGAGCUCGUGCGUGAGCCUGCUGCAGCGCCUCUACGAGCCCCAGAGAGGGGACGUGCUGCUGGACGGAGAGCCGCUCCACCACUACGAGCACCGUUACCUGCGCAGCAAGAUGGCCGUGGUGUCCCAGAAUCCCGUGCUGUUCUCCGGCUCGGUCAGAUACAACAUCAGCUAUGGCCUGAAGGACUGCAGCGAGGAGAAGGUGAAGGAGGCAGCAAAGAGAGCCAACGCUCACGACUUCAUCUGCCAACUGCAGGAUGGCUAUGACACAGACGUGGGGGAGUGUGGAGAUCAGCUGUCUGCUGGCCAGAAGCAGUGCAUUGCCAUUGCCCGCGCCCUGGUGCGGAGACCUCAAAUCCUCAUCUUGGAUGAAGCUACCAGCUCCAUGGACGUCAAUACACAGGAGGCUGUCCAAGCGGUUCUGAACGGGGCUGAGGGCCAGACAGUGCUGGUGAUUGCCCAUCGGCUGCAGACAGUGGAGCGAGCGAAACACAUCCUCGUCAUGGCCAACGGUGAGGUGGUGGAGCAGGGCACGCACAAGCAGCUCAUGGACAAGGGCGAGAAGGGCGAGUACUACCGGCUCCAAAAGAAACUCUUCUCGGAGGACUGAGAGGGCUGGGAGUUAUAGACCCUGCGGCAGCUGGAUCAGUACACCCCUGGUCCAGCCAGGCCAGACACUGUCCUGUCGCUUCAGGAGGACAGACACACAUUUGAGGACAACUGUUGGUGGGUGAUGGCCGAUGGCCCUGCUGCUGACAAGGCGAUGCCCACAGGCAGCCUAUCACUUCACAGAGGCACCAGUGCAUAUUGAGCAAACAGAGGCAUUGUCCUCUGAAGGCAUUGGAUUGGUUUAGACAUUUUACACUCCAUAAAGCUUCUCACAUUAAUGGUUUCCACUCACAUUUGAGCCAGAUUACCCCAUGGCUGUCUGCAUACAUGGAUUACAAUACAACACAUUUCCAACUGCAUCUAUCCCUGACAGACAAGAAAACCUCCAGAGCUACUCCUUCAUGAUCUCUUUCUGAGUCUCUUUCUCAUCAAAAUGCUAUUUUAUGCUAUUAGGUGGGCGGAGCUGCUGUGAAUGCAUUUUUUGAACGCAUUUUUACACUUAUUUUUUUGAUUUCUUUUGGAUUCAAACAUUUGUGCCAUCCCACUGCCACCAUUGUAUACAAAGAUAUAAAAUAUAGCAUACACCCCCUACUUUCCACUCAAUCUACAUGGUAUUACAAAUGUGAUAUUGUAGACAAGCAUGCGCUUAAUCUUGAUCACUGAAAAGAAAAGAUUGAUUUAUUUUUUAUUUAUGUACAUUCUAGUACCCAAACAUUCAAGAAUAAAACCAGCCUACACCAGUUGA